Macrosiphum euphorbiae (potato aphid) is the source of this 522-nucleotide messenger RNA. The record is from the annotation of a GenBank genome assembly. Lineage: Eukaryota; Metazoa; Arthropoda; Insecta; Hemiptera; Aphididae.
AUGGAUAUGGAGGAGGAGAUAAUUUAUGCAGACGAAGAAGAAAUUUCAUAUAUUGAAUCUAUUACAGGCUAUCUAUGGAGUUUUUUAGAAUUUAUUCAAAAUAAUGGAUGGUACUUCCUGGCUUUUGUAAUAUUGUUGGCAUAUUUAGUCCCCAAAUUAUGGCCACAUUAUUUAAAAUGGUCAGAACAAAGAGCAGUAGCUGCAUAUGAUGCAGACAUUAAAAAAAAUCCAGAUUUAUUUAAACAAAAACAAGAGGAAUUACAAAGAGCUCGAGUAAAAUUCCAAGAAGAAUAUGAGAAAAAGGCUAAAAUAGCACUUGAAAAACAAAAAGAAAAAGAGAAGAAAUUAUUAGAAGAAAAACGAGCACAAUUAAAUAAUGGAAUGGCAGCAGGACAGUCUAUGAACAGCUCUGAGAAGUCAAAAAAUUCAAAACCCGAUUACAAACCUUUAAUGGGAUCUGGCAGUGGUUCAAAUUAUAGACCUCCAAGAAGAAGUGCAUGUUCUGGAGGUGGGUGUGGAUAA